This is a messenger RNA of Spirometra erinaceieuropaei, 3940 nucleotides long. Lineage: Eukaryota; Metazoa; Platyhelminthes; Cestoda; Diphyllobothriidea; Diphyllobothriidae. The record is from the annotation of a GenBank genome assembly.
AUGGUAUCUUUUGAUGUCACGUCCCUCUUUACUUCUAUCCCCCAGGAUCUGCCAAUCGAGAUCGUCCAGCUACUCCUACGAAAUAAGUACAAUGAAACGGAGAACCGUCUCGGACAUGCCCAAGUCCUUCAGCUCCUAAAGUUCUCUCUCAGAACGUACUUCAAGUUUGACGGAAAAAUCUACGACCAAGUGAAGGGAACACCAAUGGGCUCGCCGAUCUCGGGAUUCAUCGCCAAGGCGUUCCUACAGCGGUUAGAGUCUCUGAUCUUCCAACACCACAGACCGAAAUUCUGGGCUCCGUAUGUGGACGAUACCUUCGUCGUCAUCGAACGGGAUCUGGUGCUAACGUUCAAAGAACGUCUCAACAGCGUCUUCCCGGACAUACAAUUUACGAUGGAGGAGGAAGAAAAUAACCAGCUGGCACUCCUUGAUGUCCUCGUCUGUCGCAAUUAUUGUGGUGGACUAAAGACCAAAGUUUUCAGAAAAGCAACGAACACGACGCAAAUACUGAACUUCAACGGUAACCACCCAAUCAGCCACAAACGCAGUUGCGUAAGAACGCUAUAUCGGCGUGUUGAGACGCACUGCAGUGAACCGGAAGACAAGGUUGCCGAAUUCCAAUAUCUUCGACGGGUUUUCGGAGAAAAUGGUUACCCGCGCAACUUCGUCAAUCGGUGCCUGCGCAAACGAGACGAGCGACAAACCCGUACCGACCCCAAAUUCUGGCGAGCGAUCCCGUACAUUUAGAGCGUCUCCGAGGCCGUUAGCCGCCUUCUUGCACCUCUUGGAGUUGGAGUUGCGCACAGACCGGAGGCCACCAUGAGGCGUCAGGUGAUGAGACCAAAAGACCCACAGCCACGGCAUGAAACAUCUGGAGUCGUUUACCGGAUCUGGUGCAGUUGCGGACAAAGCAACUACGUCGGAGAAACUGGAAGACCGCUUCGAACACGAAUUGCCGAACACGCGGCAGCGGUUCGGAUGAAUGACGCCAACUCUCAGGUCGCGGCCCAUUCGACGAGACCCAGCCACACAUUCAAGUUCGAUGAGGCCGAAAUUCUCGCGAGAGGGGAUAAUCGUGUGGGUCGCGAGUUGCUUGAGUCAUGGUUCACGGGACCUCAAUCAAUCAACAAGUGCAACCACAUACCCACUCCAUACUGCGUGCUGAGACAUAGGCUGGCCAAGGUAAUUGACCACUCGGGGCGCGCGCAAGCGGGUGAGCCAGAUGGCCGAGCAAUCAUCCCGCCAGCAUCCAACACGGGUGAUGACAUUUCGGUAAUUAACAACUUGCAUGCCGGUCAGCAAGCCAUUAGCGCACCAGCGGGCAAUGAUCCUUCAUGAAGGGGAGCGCGGUUAAUUGCUAUAGGUAUGCGGUAGCAUAGCGACUGCAUCCUAUAAAUACUGCAGCUUCCUGUGCACGAGUCACCCGUCUCUGAUGAUGGAUUCAAGUGAGAAUCCGAAACGUCAGGCGAAUAAAGAGCUUGUUCCAGCGAUCGCUUCUUCUUCUUCUGAUUUUCUAAUAAGUUAUCGCUCGAAAACGUGCUUUUGAGGGAUAUUUUGCCACUUAGGUACCUGCAGGUCUGUACUGAAGUGAUAUGAAUACGCACCAGAGAAGUGACCGACCCUCCGAAAAACCACGAGUUAAAAAUCAAAGUGUUGGCGUCUGCGCUUUUGAAGCCUAUCUUAUUUCCAUGACAUUGGUUCUGGAUUUAAAGCGAACAGUGGAGGAGGUAAGAAGAGAAAUAAAUGAUUCCUCCAGAUAAAGUUUCCAAGUAUAUACCAUACACCUACUACUGGCAGGUGAAUAAAAUUCCGUGUUGCAGCGCUAGCAUAUUUUUGCUUGCAUCGUAGGCUUAUUGUAUUCUUGGAAAUGAAUAUUAAAACAAUAUGUACAAUCCCCACUUUCAAAAUUAGCCUACGUUGGUAGACCUAUCUCCUGAAAUAUUGAUUUUUGUACAGUAUAGUUCCAGAAUAUUUCGGAUACAUUAGGAUAGCGGCUUUUGAAUGUGCAUCUCUACGGUCGGCUGUCUUUUUUUCCCACUGACAUUCGAUGUCCCUCCAAAUUGAACCAAAUUUUAAAAAAACGCAUGCACAGGAAUUACCUUUCCUGUACUUAUUGGGUAGGAAAUUACGGCUCCUUACAAUUGCAGCAUUGAAGAGAGGAUAUUUUUAGGCCUUAAAAGUGCCUUUUCUAAUUUUAGAACUGGCCCCCAGUUUUAGAUACCCCUGGAGUUUACUAGAUUCUUAUUGCAUGCCUCCCGUUUAAGGGAGAUAUAUAUCUCCAUAUGCUUAUAAGAUGACAUCAUAUAAGGCUGAAUAAGUCUUACAAAAUGUUUGGAUCUAGGUAUAUACUUCAUGAGCAGUACCAAUAAGCGUCUGAUACUGUCUUUAUAAGCGGCUGUUCGUGAAUAUACAAAGUCUCAUAAUUAUGAACGUCUCUGAAGGCAAUGCAUAUCUUGUGUUCACGGAUAAAAUUUGUCGAAGACCUGAUUUUCUACCGAGUGCAUACAAGAAAAAAUGAUCUUGUGCGCGACUUGCGAGAAAAAUGCUUUAACUUAUAAAGGCAUCCACAACCAAUGGAAGGAUUUAAUACAGCUUCAGUAGUCAUUUUUAACAAGUGCGGUUUUUGAAGGCGGUCAAUGAGGAAUGGAUUUAAAAACCGCAAUCCUGACGUUGAUAAGAUAGCUUGAAAUUAAGCUGCCCGAUUAUCUGUAUUGCAGCUUUAUUGUUUCCAAUCGAAAACAUGAUGCGGAAUUCCGAUGAACAUAUCGUGAGUUUAGCAUUUCUGGUCAAGAAGCGCUUUAAUGAUAUUGCUUGCAGUAAUAAUAUAUACAGGAAUAAAUUUAGAGGCAAUGUAAGUAUCUUCAAAAGGUGUGUGUAAUGCAUAAUUAACUCUAUUUUAACUCUUCGUUUAUCGCCUCUUUCAAUCAUACAGCCCUAAUUACUUAUUAUGCUUGAGUUAACUCUACCAAAGGGGCCGGUAAACAGCACUGUGUGAGUUUCGAAUUCAAUUUUGAAAUAUAAAUGGCAGAACGAGGGGAGUGCAUUUAUUUAGAGCAAUGGCCGUUUUAAGAGUCUCAACCUAGAGUUGGCUUACAUUAGCGUUUCCUUUGUCGGUCGCAGAUUUUUUUCCUUAUAAUGUGGGUUUAUGCAGAAGGUAGCAUCGGUUGAAUAGCAAAAAUAUUCAAAAUUUUGCCUUCACUCCUAUUGGAGAAGCCAGUGCGUCUUUACGUGGAAACUAUCGUCGUCUGCAUUUCGGAAUGGUAAAUGCGGUAUGCGGCAAUUUGAAUUCACAAUCCAGUUUUAACUCACCAAGUGAAAAAUGACACCUUCCCCUUCGAAUUUUAUAAGACUUACGUGUCAUAAACUCAGUAUGAAAGAUACUGAGGCAAAACCUUGCCUUUUUUCCGAGAAAAAACAAUUGUAAUAUAACAAUUAGGCAGAGAUUGAAAAUUGUUAGAAUCCACAACUUCGGGGUAGACUGUGCUACAUCGACCUUGGUUCUCUUCUAUGGCCAAGGUCUUCCCAAGUUCCACAAAAUGGCGUCCCCCUUCGACCCAUCUUUUAACUCAAUGGUACUCCAACUUACGGACUGAAAAAAUAGCUGUUUCGGAGUCUCAAAUUUCUGACCACAAAUUCAGACACUACAGUCAGUUUGUCAACGCAAUUCUUGGAGAAACGUAAAGGGGUAAGCCUCCUGCCAAGCGACGUCAUGGCACCCUUUGAUGUCAUAUCCCUUUUUACUUCUAUUCCGCAGGAUCUGGCAGUCGAGACCAUCGAACUACUCCUACGUGACAAAUAUGAUGAGAAGGGGAAUGGCUUUUUACACGCUCAGGGCCCCCACAUCCUGGAAUUCUGUAUGAAGACGUACUUUACGUUCGACGGAACAAUCUGUGAGCAGUUGAAGGGCACGCCCAUGGUUCGCCGAUUUCGGGACUCAUAG